Alligator sinensis (Chinese alligator) is the source of this 6186-nucleotide messenger RNA. RefSeq names its product zinc finger protein 271-like. The transcript has 4 exons. Gene Ontology annotation, biological process: regulation of transcription by RNA polymerase II. Bases 871 to 2886 code for a protein of 671 amino acids. NCBI's taxonomy places the organism in Eukaryota, Metazoa, Chordata, Crocodylia, Alligatoridae. Gene Ontology annotation, molecular function: RNA polymerase II cis-regulatory region sequence-specific DNA binding; DNA-binding transcription factor activity, RNA polymerase II-specific. The record is from RefSeq and is a predicted model, not a curated record.
CGGCCGGGCUUGGGAUCGGGAUCCCCGCCCCCCGCGCUGCCAUGGGAGCCCCCUGUCCGGGGCCGGGGGCCGGGUCCCGCGCUGCCAUCGGGGCCCCUGUCCGGGGCCGGGUGCUGGGGUCAGCCCCGCGCUGCCAUCGGGGCCCCUGUCCAGAGCCGGGUGCUGGUGUCGGGGCCCUGCGCUGCCCAUCCACACCAACGCCAUCACGCCUGGGGCUGCCCGGGGCCAGGGGAGGUUGACCCCCUGUGCAGGAGCAUCGUGGCAACAGCCUUGCCUGCAGAGGAGAAGCCUGAGGGGCCCUGGGGUGGGAAACCGACCUCACCCCCAUCCUCCUCCUUCCCCGCUGACCUCCAGGCUUUCCUCCAGAUCAUCCCACCCUGCCAGGCGGGCUGGGCCCCGCGGAGCAAGGUCACUAGGAAGUUUCUAAGCAAACUUCUCAUCCCGGGCGCCCAGAGGUGGCCCCUGCAGCUCCCAGGACAAAGGAGGCGAGUGAAGAGAGUGCAGGGAGCUCCGGAGGAGCCCGGCUUUGGUCCACCACUGUGAAGAGCCUGGUUGCAUGUGCCAGCUGUCAGUAAUUGAUUAUACUGGCAGUGCCAGCACGGCGGGCCUGGGGCUCACCUAAGCAUGACGGAUCGGCCUGUAGGAGAGCCUAGAAAGAAGCAGAUGGGAACUUCCUGAAGGGAAGGGCAUAUAGGAGACUAGAUAUGGGGAGCCCAUAUCAUGUGGGUGCUGUGUCAGAGCUGGUGGGGUCAUGGCCGGGACAGCCAGUGCUAAGAGACUUGCUCUUUCAGGGGCUGGUGACCUUCAAGGAGGAGGCGGUGUGUUUCACUGAGGGGCAGCAAGCGUGCUAAUCUGGAUCCAAGGGACGACAUGCAGGAGAACUACGAGAAUGUGAUCUCGCUGGCGGAGGAGAUUGCAAUCAGCUGGCCCCGAAUAACUGCCUUUGCAGAGUCGCACAGGAGAAGAGGACUGGUCUCUGUUUCCUUUCCCAGACCCAGGGAGUUACUGGAUUCUCUCGUUGUUCCAGCAGAUGAUGGGAUGGUGAGUGAAAAUGAAGAGGAAGAUGCUCAGCAGAGAGACCUUGAGAAGGUGGAAGCCCAAGGGACAUUGCCGGGCAAAUCCAAGGGAAGCACCCCCCAGAGUACUGAUGGUGUGAAGUCCACUGAGAGCCCAGUCAAGUCAGAAGGGCAGCCAAAGAAACCCCCUGGUAAGAAACAGAACAAAUCUGCCCACCGCGGCUUUAAAAAGUUUCACCAGCGGAGUCUGCUGGGGCAUAAUCGUUGCCAUGACUGUGGCAAGAGCCUGGGCUUUGGCUCUUCCUUCAACAAACGGCUGCGCAGCACAGAAAAGCCCUACAAGUGCAACGAGUGUGGCAAAUGCUUCCGGCUCAGCUCCACCCUCAUCACUCAUCAGCGCCGGCAUGCUGGGGACAAGCCGUACAAGUGCGCUGACUGUGGCAAGAGCUUCAGUGUCGGCUCAGCCUUCAUCCAGCACCAGCGUGUCCAUGCUGGCAGCGUCAAGCCCUGCCAGUGCAACAUCUGUGGCAAGAGCUUCAGCACCAGCACCAGCCUGGUCAAGCACCAGAAGCUGCACCUGGAGGAGAAGCCCUACAAGUGUGAUGAGUGUGGCAAAGGUUUCAACUGGAACUCGCACCUGGAGCGGCACCGGCGCAUCCAUACGGGUGAAAAGCCGUACACCUGCCCUGAGUGUGGGAAGAGCUUCAGCUGGAGCUCGCACCUGGACCGGCACCGUCGCACCCACACAGGUGGGGAGAAGGCCUGCAAGUGCACUGACUGUGGACGCUGCUUCGCUCCCCGUGGCACAGAUGGUGCUAGACCCCAGCGCGGGGUAGGAACAGGAACAGAGAAACCCUACCAGUGUUCUGAAUGCGGUCGGGGUUUCAACAAGAGUGCGACACUGGCCAAGCACCAGCGUGUGCAUGCCACUGAGAAGCCCUACAAAUGUGACCAGUGCGGCAAGAGCUUUGGGCUGAGCGCCUCAUUGCUGCAGCACCAGCGCAGCCAUGCAGCUGGCAAGCCCUACCAGUGCAGUGAUUGCGGCAAGAGCUUUGCCUGGAGUUCCCAUUUGGACCGACACCGGCGUAUCCACAUGGGAGAGAAGCCUUUCCGCUGUGAGGACUGUGGCAAGAGUUUCUCCCAGAGCUCGCACUUGGAGCGGCACCAGCGGGUGCACCUGGGCUCAGAGCAGCCCUGCCAGUGCACUGACUGUGGAAAGAGCUUCUUGGCCAGUGCUAAGCGUCGUCGGCUGCUGACUGGGGAGCGCCCCUGCAAGUGCACUGACUGUGGGAAGAGCUUCCUGUGGAGCUCCCGAGCCAGGCCCCCCCCCGCAACAGAAAGGACCCACAAGUGCACAGAGUGCGGGAAGAGCUUCACCUACCGGGCAGAGAAUGUCAAGCACCAAGGCACUCAGACCGGUGAGAAGCCUUACACAUGCCCCGAGUGUGGGAAGAGCUUUGGGCAGAACUCAGCGCUGGUGAAGCACCGGCGCAUGCACACUGGCGAGAAACCCUACAAGUGCGGGGACUGCGGGAAGAGCUUCAGUGUCCGCUCCAACCUCAUCAAACACCAGCGCACGCACCUGGGCGAGAAGCCCUACAAGUGUCCUGAUUGUGGCAAAGGCUUCAUCCAGAAGUCGGACCUGACCAAGCAUCGGCGCAUGCACACUGGGGAGAAGCCGUACAAGUGCAAUGUCUGUGGGAAGUGCUUCAGUGUCAGCUCCAACCUCAUCAAGCACCAGCGCAUCCACCUGGGCGAGAAGCCCUACCAGUGCACUGACUGCGGGAAGAGCUUCAUCCAGCGCUCAGAGCUGACCAUCCACCAGCGCGUCCACACUGGGGAGAAGCCCUACAAGUGCCCUGAGUUGUAAGCUCCUUGGAGCAGGGACCAUGUCAUCUUCUGUGUUCUGUAGAGCACUGAGCAUAUUAUACCUGCUCAGCAUAUAAUAAACAGACCCUGUAAGUGCCCUGGCUGUGGGGAAAAAACGUAUGGCACAGGAGAGAUUCCACACAAGAGAGGAAACCCUUGUAUGAUUGCUAACUGUGAGUGGAAUUUGGACCUUGUGACACAGAGAAAAUGCUUUGGACAGAAAGUCUUAUAAACACCCUGACUGUGGAGAAAAGCUUUGAUCAGAGCUGACACCUUGAUACAAACAGAGACUCUGCACUGGAGACGAACGCUGUAGAUGCCCUGGUGAGGGCUGGCUGAAAUGGGUAUCAGUAUCUGGCUGCCUGUCUCUGGGGUCCAGGGCGACAACACCAGGCAGAGGAGGAGACACUUUGAUCAGCUCGUCCUCAUUGCUACAGCCCCAGCUGCUGCCAUCCAGGUAGAGAGACAGAGAACAAGCUGACACUUAUCUUCCCCUAGGUUGAAGGUCCUCUUCCCGUGUUUGACAACCAGUGCUGCCCCUCCCUGCACUUCGAGGAAGGGAAUAGAGGUACACUGCCCUCUGCUUCCUUUGGAUCCUGGAAGCAGGUGACUUAUCUGGGUUCCCUGUUCCACUUUCUCAAGGGAUCUGAGUGACACUGGCCCCUGUUUCUCCUAUUCCAGUUGCCUGUUUCUGGAGUGAUGCAGAGGAGGAUGACUGAUUGCCUUGCAACCUCCUGCCACCCGCAUUCUUCUAAGACACCUGGCAGUCUCUUUAUGGUCUCACUGGACCAAAGGGAAAACCAUUGCCUUAUAAAGAGGGGGAUGUGGAUGGAAGGUGGAGGGAGCUGAAAAUGGGAAAUCAAGUGUUUGGGGAUGGAGAAUAUGGGAGCUGGAGUGAGAAGAGUGAAGGAAUAGUGGGGGUAGAGAUAGGAUCAAGUGUAUGAUGAUGGGAAUAUAUGGAUGGGCUGAGGGGAAAUGGUGGAAGAUGUUGGGAGGUUAUAUAGUAGGAGGGGAAAAGGUUAAGAAGCUGCUCCUAAGUCAUUUUCCCUCUCCUCAUCCCAGCCCCACUCUCCUUCCUACCUCCCAGUUCCAUUUUCUUCCCCUUUGUCCUGUCUCCUUUUCAGGCCAUACUUGAGAGAGUCCCCUUAGCAGUAACUCAAAGACAGAAGGUAAAACAAGAAACUCCUAGAGCAGAGUUACAAGGGACCUACGGGGACCAGCCCAUCCAGCACAGGAAAUGUGGGGAAUCGGGCAUUUCAGGAUAGAAAUAACAUAAGGGAAGAGGACAUGGAGGUGAGACCUUGUUGCAUGAGUAAUGCCCAUGAAAGCACAAGUCUAUUCAUGGAGAAAAUUUUAGUGUGGUAUGUAGAACUUGUUGCUGAAGAAGAUUACUAGGGCAAACAAUUUGGCCAAGGCACUUCCAAGCUCCACAGCACAGCUGGGGGCCUGUAUUGCAAUCUUUCGUGACAGAGAGCUCAGUUUCUCCUCCAAGAGUCAUCUGCCUUGAUUCUAAAGGGAACAGCACACAGGGAUGACUUCCAUUUGUGUUAAUGUCCCCUAGGAUCAGAAAUAUACGUCGUGCCAGUCCCAGUCCUGUUUCAGGUCGUACCCUCUUGGACGUGGGUCUUUGCAUUGUUCGAGAAGGGACCUGGGGAGACAAGUAACUUCAGCCAGGCUGAUACUCUUUGACAAGGUCAGAGGGAAAAGAAAAGCCUGGUGCUCUUCCAGGCCCCUCAUCUAUCACAGUGACCUGGGUGGGGAUGGCAGAACCUUAAACACAGACUGCCUCUGCUGUACUCCCGCAUCUCCAGGGACAACCCUGAGGGGAUAAAAGCCUCAGCUGGAAUUGAAGAUGGUGGAACCUGACCCUUGCGUGAAAGCAGUGGCUGGAAGAUGAGUGGUUAAUGCUAUGAUAUUAGACAGCAAUUACUUAAUUACAAUUUAAAUGAGAUUUAUAUAUUUUCUAGUAUCUAUUCAUUUGCUUUUGUAACUGGCUCCCACUGUCUUUCUCUCCAGUUGCCUGUACUUUCAGAUCAGCUUGGAAAUGUUGUUUUACUGCUUGUGACCAGCAACGUGCUUGUUUGUUUUUUGAAAUGCAAUGUACUGGAUUGGACUUUUUGUGCAUUGACUUGUUAUGAUGGCUCACUUUUUUUUAUUCUUUUUUUUUUUGAUGAGUAGUAAUAAAUUAGAACUUAGUUAUCCCAACAGCACAGUGUCUUGGAUGCUUUCAGAGGAAAGGACAGGAAGAAAAAUUGACUGUUACCAAUGUGACAGUGUCUUCUACAACAUUUCUUUUUCAGUUACCAGUGAACUAAGGAGAAGAGAAGCAAAAGAAGAUUUUUAAAAGCACUUAAGAGAAUUAAGAACCUAACAUUCAAUAGGAUUUAGACACCUAAAUCCCAGACAGAAUUGUAAAGAUAAAUUAUCAGUAUUACCAACUGAAGCAGAUCAAAAUCAAUGAGUUGGGCUCAAAAAUUGGGAGAUUAAACAAAUAUGAUACUUUCUCUUUGAAUUGGGUUUCUGAGCCUUUGGGUGCACUGAAGUCGCACUCUGAAGUUUUUCUUUGCCAACACAAAGGUAUAAAGCUUUCAUUUUUUUUAAUGAAAGCUGAUAUUCUCACAUAUUCAGAUUGUUCCAAUAUUUGGAAAAAAGUACCUAAGAGUAAAUCUUCAGAGACAUAUUCUCAUCUAGAUGUGAACCACGCAGCCCAGGCGUCAACACCGAAAACCUGUAUGAAACUCAGUAUCUGCAGUAGCAUACUUUGUGAAACAGAUCUGUUGUAGGGACAGUCAGCUACAUUUGCCAGCUACACACUCAUGUAAACCAUAUCCAGUGGGUAAGAGCUCUUGGCUGUAGUACCUGGUGUAGAGGGGCUCCACUAGUAUGCCUAUAGUCAGUCUGUAAUAGUGCAUUCAGUGAGCCAGCUUUAAGAGGAGGGCAGGGGUGCUUCAGGUAAGGUGUAGCCUGUGGCGUGGUGUUUCAAAACACUUUGUUGGAAGCAUGAAGUACAGGAUCAAAUCCCUCUCUGGGUGAGGAAGGCCUGAAACCUGGGCAAGUGCCCUAAUCCCUGGGCCUAUAAAAUGGUGCUUUUUUUCUUUCACCACCAUUUCACUUCAGGCAGGUGUAUGCAUACCUGAGCAGUUCUGUCCCAUCACAAGUACAAACUGGAUGCAUCUACACGUGGAAUUAACACAAAGCAAUAAACUCUGGAACAGUUUGAGCCAGAGUAAACCAUUCUCAGGCACAGGUAAGCCUGGGACAGCAGCAACUGGGAGAGGAUGGGUGUCAGUCCUGGGCUCUG